UAGUAUCCCACUCUUGCAAAAUCAGUGAAUGUGUUCAUUAUUAUCCAAUGGUACAAUUUUUUAAGUUCAAUAAUUUCCCUUUUCUCAUUAAUUAACUGCCCUAUUUCAUAUUUUCGACUUUUGAAAUUUGAGCUAAAUAAUUUAAGUAUUUAAAAAAUGACAGUGCGCACCUACACCAAAUUGCAUUUGAUUGUCUAUCUUGCUAUAUUUACCGUUUGCAUUGUGACACUCAAGGCAAUUUUGCAUAAAUCCACAUCGGAACCUAGGCGUAGGAACGAAUCUCCCAAUUUAGAAAUCGAAAUCUCUGAUUUCCGUGUUGAAGAACAAAGUGUGGAUUUUGAAGAGCAAACUGAGGUUUCGUUGAUCGAUACAGGAUUUGUAAAAGAGUUACCAUUUUACAGAGCACGAUUAGAUAGAAGAAGACUUAUAAAAAUUUAUGACUGGGUCUGGACUGGUGAAAGAUGGGACGAAUUACUCAGUUCUUUCUCGAUAUGUCUUUCUACUCAAGGUUCCAUGGACCGAAUUAUGUCCGUACCAGAACUCGUGGAAGCUUGGCGUGGUCCAGUUUCACUAGCUGUGUAUAUUACCAACCCGAACGAAUGGGUUGGACUCAAUCUAUUGGUUAAUCACUACCGGAAGUGUCACCCUCUGUUCAGAGAUUAUGUCUCGAUCCACUUGGCAAUUCCCGUUCAAAUUGAGAAUACCUGGACGGCAGACCUCCAACAACUGGAAGACGAGGAAGAGGCUGAGAAAUUUGUUACGAGUUUUACCAAUUUGCCAUGCACGACGUCGGAUAAAGUUUUGCAACACAUGAUUAAAAAAAUCCAGGCCAAUGAAGAUUCAAAACUCUUGAUGGAGAAUUAUCCACAGAAUCACAUGCGAAACAUUGCAGAAAAGGCUUGUGGCACUGAAUGGACGUUUUCCACAGAUAUAGACAUCAUCCCUCGUCCAGAUUCUGCCACCCUUCUUCAAGACUUCAUUCUUACUGACUAUGUACAGGAAUGUCAACAGUGCGCCUUUGUAGUUCCUACAUUUGAGCUAGAUAUUAAACAAUCAUACCCAGCAUCAAAAAAAGAAUUGGUGCAGUUGUGGAACAGUAGUUUAGCUCAGCCAUUUCAUUUCGAUGUGUUCUUGAAAGCGCAUAACGCAACAAAUUAUAAAAGAUGGGCCAGGACGAACUUGGGAGAAGAACCGAUAAAAGUGUCUCAUAAAGCUACUCGGAAAUAUAUGCAGUACUAUGAACCAUUUUACAUAAGCCCAAGCAAUAUUCCCGAGUUUCAAGAAAGAUUUAUCGGAUAUGGAUUUACACGAAGUUCUCAGACACAAGAAGCCUUAACGGAAGGGUGGAAGUUUCAAGUACUAACUCCCGUAUUUGCUAUUCAUUGGGGGCUACAAAAUCGAGAAACUCUCAUAAAUCCUGGAAAUGAAAAAAUUAUACGAAGAAGACAAACAUUCUUCAACAGACGAAUUUUCAAACGGUUCAUGAUAGAGCUGGAGCUCAGGAGAAAGUUGAAGCAGGAAGCAAACUAUGAAGAAAAACACGGGACUACACCAGACUUUUCCAAAUAUUAGUAAUAAUUACAUAUUUUUGGGUAUCGUUACCCCAAAUGAUAUUACUCUCUGUAAAACACUAAUUCAUUUUACGGUGUUCAUUUGAUUUCUGUUAAAAAUACGGGUUAACAAAAUUCUGAAACUUAAAUAACUUGGCGUCAUGUACUUUUUUGUAGUUUCACCAUUGAUAAAUCAUUUUCAACAUGAGAGGGUAAAAAAUAAUACGAGAUUUUUUUAAUUCGGAUCACUGGACAAGGAUCUUUCGAGUUUACUGUAACAAGCAUUGCUAAGCUUGCGAAUUAUUGCUAUUUCGAAGAUAUUAAAGAAAAAGAGUAAGAGAAUUGAGAAUUUUUCCAAAAUACUGCAACCCAAAAAAGCUCAUGCACAUAUUUAAUAUCUCCGAAUUAAAA
Molecule: messenger RNA, 1961 nt
Organism: Folsomia candida
Lineage: Eukaryota; Metazoa; Arthropoda; Collembola; Entomobryomorpha; Isotomidae
Product: beta-1,4-glucuronyltransferase 1
Exons: 7
Coding region: 157-1572 (471 amino acids)
Molecular function (GO): glucuronosyltransferase activity
Source: RefSeq, a predicted model, not a curated record